Messenger RNA from Scleropages formosus (Asian bonytongue), 10554 nucleotides. It is a transcript of the gene xirp2b, whose product is annotated as xin actin binding repeat containing 2b. Gene Ontology annotation, biological process: actin cytoskeleton organization; actin filament organization. Gene Ontology annotation, molecular function: actin filament binding. The coding region runs from base 30 to 10436 and encodes 3468 amino acids. NCBI's taxonomy places the organism in Eukaryota, Metazoa, Chordata, Actinopteri, Osteoglossiformes, Osteoglossidae. Gene Ontology annotation, cellular component: stress fiber; focal adhesion. The record is from RefSeq and is a predicted model, not a curated record. The transcript has 10 exons.
ACAGGUGCACAAUACUUUUAGCAGAAAAUAUGAAUAAGGCUGCCAGAGCCAGUAAUGAUGUGGUCAAAGAGGACCUGCAGACAAAUAAGAAGGUAGAGAGGUUUGACAUCUCGCUGGAGAGCCUGAAGAUGAUGUUCGAAAACCCACGGACAGACGUGAAGUCUCAGAGUGUUGUACACGUGUCCACCCCAAGAAGAGCCAUCGCUGGGCAGUCCAGACAGCAUUCCGUGGGCUCGAAGGACCAAACACCACCAGCAGAGAAGAUGCUCUCUGAAAAAAGCCAUGAUCUCCAACAAUCUGCAGGCAGUGCGGGAGGACCUGGCACUGGAGCUCCUGAGGAAGCCACAAGCCAGGGGAAGGGUGCCCACCCAGACCCAACCGAGUCUGUCUCACUGAAGGAACGUCUGGCUAUGUAUCAAGCUGCUGUUUCUAAGAAGGAGGCGGCCAACGCCCCUGGAAUGGUCACGGAGGAGUCAGGGGCCUGCUCGCUGCCUGGAGGGCUCGCCAGUGUGAAGAAACAGUUUGAGAGCCAAGAACUUGCAUCAUCUUCCCAGAGUACUGUCACCCAGUAUCACUAUCAACAACGAUCUGUGCAGAUCUCACACGAGCAAAGUACUCAUGAAAGCAACGUGGUCUCCAGUUAUGAAGAUCAUCUUGAUGGAACUGUGAAAGUUGUUGGAAGAGAGGAGUUGCCACAGAUAUCCACACAAGCUUUGAAGCAGCAGUUUGAAAAAACCAUCGAAGAGGCAACUCCAAGCAAGCAAAUUAAGAUUGAUCUUGGUUUCAACCAGUGUGAGUGGGGUCCAGCUCCCAAUGUUUCAUCUGGAGUUUCUACAAACAAAUCAUCAUUUGUGACUUCAAAGGUAGAGGAUGAGUCCUCUGUCUCAGCAAAUGCCUCUCUCUGUGAGAGCAUAGAGAUCUUCCCUCCACCACCUCCAGAUUUACUGCAGGUUCCAGUAGAAACUCCAGAUCAAUAUUGUGUACCAGAGCCACUUGACCCAUCCUAUCAUUCUAAACAGACAGUUCUCAAAGAGCAGUAUUCCAAGCAGAGGAAUCUAUAUGAAUUGAAACGACUCUACAAGCACAUACACCCAGAAGUUCGGAAGAACCUGGAGAAGGAUUUUUUGAGUGAUGUAACAGAGAUUGAAGGCUCUCAGAUGAAUGGGCAGAAGGAGGUCACGGGAGAUGUUCAGCAAGCUAGAUAUGUGUUUGAGAACUCUGGUACAAGUCCUAUCAAGUCAGUAAGCCCUGAGAGAGAGUACUUAGAGUGGGAUGAGAUUCUCAAAGGGGAAGUGCAAUCCAUGCGCUGGAUGUUUGAGAACAAACCUCUUGACACAAUCAAGGAUGAAACUCCAGAUGAGGACAGCAGGAAAAGCAUUGCUCAGCAGGAAAUCAUUGCAGGAAGUGAUGUAAAAUAUACAACAUGGAUGUUUGAAACGCAGCCCAUUGAUGCUCUGGGCACUAGCAGUCCAGAUUCAACUGAACAUACUGGCAAAAUGUCCGAUCUAGCAAGAGGAGAUGUUCGCACUGCAACCUGGCUCUUUGAAACACAGCCUUUAGACACACUCAGUAAAAUGUACCAAGAGGAAGAUCAAACCACAGAGUCCAUCUGCAUAAGAGAUGUCACUGGAGGGGAUGUAAAAACUGCCAGAUACUUAUUUGAAACCCAGCACUUAGACUCGCUUGGCCACACUGAGACCAUUGAUGAGUACCACUUUCUGCAACUUAAGUCAGAAUUAGAGACUAUCAAGGGUGAUGUAAAGACAACUAAAAAACUUUUUGAGACUCAACCUUUAUGUGUCAUCCGUGGAGACUCAGGUGAGAUGCUAGAGAUUAAAACCAUUUGUCGCGAGGAAAUGGAGAAAGGUGAUGUCAAAACCUCUCGCUGGCUCUUUGAAACUCAACCUCUGGACAUGAUCAGCAAGGAUCCUACUCAAGUAAAGCUGGUCUGUCGAGUGUCAAUGGAGGAUUGUUUUCAUGGUGGUGUGAACAAAGGGAGGUGGUUGUUUGAGACAAAAACUUUGGACUCCAUAAAGGAUGAAGAAUGGGAAAGCUCAAACCUGGAAAAAGAACAGAUUGUUGGGGCUGAUGUCCGGAAACAAUGCUGGGUGUUUGAGACUCAGCCUAUGGACUCUUUGAAAGAUAAUUCCAAUGCCCGGCCAUUGUCAACAGAAGAAGUUGUGGGGGGUGAUGUGCAGUCAGCUAGACAUUUAUUUGAAACUGUUCCAAUGGAUGCUUUGAAGGAUAGUCCCGAAGUAGGUAAACUUAAAACAAUUGUUAAAUCUGAGGAGGAAAAGGGUGAUGUCAGACAUCAAAAGUGGCUUUUUGAGAGCCAGCCACUUGAAAACAUCAGAGAAGAGAAGAAGGAGUUCAAGAGGACUGUACACCUAGAAGAAAUUGAUAAAGGGAAUGUCACAAAUUGCAAAGAAAUCUUUGAAACUAUGGAUUUAAGCAAAUUUGAUGAAACUCAAAAAAUCCAAGUUGAGGGGGUAACCAGUGGGUUUGUGAAAUCAAAUAAACAUCUUUUUGAAUCAAUGCCAUUAUAUGCAAUAAAAGAUAGUUCUGGCUAUUACCAUGAGGUGAAAACAGUUAGAAGAGAGGAAAUUGUGAAGGGUAAUGUCAGAACCUGCAAAUGGAUGUUUGAGACUCGUCCUAUUGAUCAGUUUGAUGAAAGCAUUAGUAAAUUCCAGAUCAUUAAAGGGAUAUCCAAACAGGAGAUAGAAACAGGAGAUGUAAAAACAGCUAAGUGGCUUUUUGAGACACAACCCCUUGACUCAAUCAAGUAUUUUAGCAAUGUGGAGGAUCAAGAAAGUGAGACUAAGGAGGCAGCUGAAGUUGUGAAGGGUGAUGUAAAAACGUGUAGAUGGUUGUUUGAAACUCAGCCAAUACAUUCUUUGAAUGAGAAGGCUGAGGUAAGGAGUGAAACUGAAACUGAAACAAUUCAAGAAGGGCUUGUGAAAACAUGCACUUGGCUCUUUGAGACACAGUCACUUGAUGCAAUCAGAGAUGAAUCAGAAGGUGUUAUAAACACAUGCACUGUAAAACAUGAAGACAUCCAGGGCAAAGACGUGCGAAAGGCUUGUUUUCUUUUUGAAACUGAGAAUCUGGAAAGCAUCUCAGGGGAGGAUGCUAGUGCUUUCAAAAGAGUUACUGAGAUUGAUAUUCAGUCGGGAGACGUAUCCAGAAUGAAGUACAUAUUUGAAAACCAGUCCUCUGACAUAAUGACCUCAACCUCUGAAGAAACCAUGAAAAAGCUGAAGGCUGAUCAGACAGAGGACAUACAGAAAGGAAAUGUUGUAAGCUGCACAUGGCUAUUUGAAAAUCAGCCUAUAGAUGCUAUUCAUGAUGGUUCCAAAGAACACAAGGAAAUCCGUGCUGUCACAGACAUACAAGGUGGUAAUGUUGACAAAGGACGUUUCACUUUUGAGACCUUCUCUUUGGAUAAAAUUCAAGGAGAGCUCUCUGAGACAGAGACCACACACAUUCAGAAAACUAUCCUUGAAGACAUUGAGAAGGGAGAUGUCAAAAACUACACUAUGAUGUUUGAAAAUCAGCCUCUAUAUGCCAUCCAAGACAAACAGGGUCAUUAUCAUGAGGUCAAAACAGUGACAAAGGAGGAAAUCAUGAAGGGAAAUGUAGUAGGUGCCAGGUGGCUAUUUGAAACUAAACCUCUUGAUUCAAUUCAGGACACAGAUGAAGUCUAUGUUAUUAAAGCAGUUACACAGGAAGAAAUUCAUAAAGGUGAUGUAAGCACAGCUAGGUGGAGAUUUGAAACACAACCCCUGGAUAAAAUUUCAGAAGAAACAAAGGUCUUGAUGAAAACUGUGGAAGACAUUCAAGGAGGAGAUGUAAAGACAAACAAACAGCGUUUUGAAUCUGAGGAUCUGUCACAAAAGUACAUCAGAAUGGUUAGCGUAAGUGAAAUUCAGAAAGGUGAUGUAAGAAGUGCUACAUGGAUGUUUGAAACACGUACCAUUGACAAAAUUCAAGGAGAGGAUUCAGAGUAUGAUGAAAUGGAAAAAGUGAAGAAAGAAGAGGUGCUCAAGGGAGAUGUAAAGCAUUCAGUGUGGCUUUUUGAGAAACAACCCCUUGACAAAAUUAAGGAGACAGACGAGUUGGAUGCUGUUGCCAUUCGUGAAGAGAUACCACGAGCAGAUGUAAAAACAACAACAUGGCUAUUUGAAACAACACCUUUCCACCAGUUUAGUGAGAGCAGUGUGGAGAAGGCUGAGAUAAUAGGUAAAAGCAUCAAGGAGACCCUGAAAGAGCUGUACUCCCAGAAAAUGGUGAAGUCGCAGGGGAUCAUCAUAGAAGCAGAUGAAAUUGGAGAUGUGAGAAUGGCAAAAUACAAACUCAUGAAUCAAGAAGCUCCUGAAAUACAAAAAGAAGAAGUCAUCAGAGGGGACCUUAAAAAUAUAAUGAUGAACCUGCUGAAAAGAAGAGAGAUCACUGAGAGAAGGAUUCUUAUAGAUGAGGAGGAGAGGGGAAACAUAAACACAGCAGUGAAACAACUGUUCAGUCAAGAGGUGGGCAUCAAUGUGGAAAAGGAGGAAAUAAUCCGGGGUGAUAUUCAAGAAGCUAUAAACAACCUGAUGAAGGAGGAUGGCUCUGCCAAAAGGGGCAUUCUUAUUCAGGAAGAUGAGAAAGGUGAUGUAAGAAUGACUAUAUACUCUCUUCUCAAUAAAAAAGAAGAGAUUAAUGUAAGUAAAGAGGACAUUAUAAAAGGCAAUGUUAAAGGGACCAUCAACAUACUUCUGUCCCACCCCAACAACCCAGAACAGUAUAUGAGGGUAAAAGUGGGUGAUACAGAGAAAGGAAAUGUUAGCUUUUACUCCACAUGUAUAGAGUCAGGGGCACUGGACUACCUUAAAGGACUCCAGGUUGGACCUGAUGAGACUGCUUCAGGAAAGGUAGAGAAAGAAACAAUUGUUGGCGGUGAUAUAAAGGGGACAAAACAAAUGCUCCAGCAAAACCAGCUGCAAAUUGAACGCACUGUUACCGAGGAUGACAUUAUUCCUGGUGAUGUGCACAGCACAAUUAAGGUUUUUAUGACUGAGCCAGUGGUCUCACUUGAUAACAUUCAAAAAGAGGACAUAGUGAAAGGGGAUUUGAGGGCAACUCUAGACUCACUGACACAUGCCAUAAACCAGAAGAAGGUGGUUGAGAGAGAAGAAGUGGUGAAAGGUGACAUUAACACUACCCUGAGGUCUCUGGAGGAGGCUCAGAGUCAGUCCAAAGAAAUAGAAAAAACAGAGAUUGUUCCAGGUGACAUUAAAGGAGCCCUUCAGUCCCUGGAAAAAUCUGCCACCAGAAAAGUAGACAUUGCCAUUGACGACUUGGUACCUGGUGACAUCAAAGGAGCCAUAAAAUCACUGGAAGAAGCUAAGCAGGCUGUGAAAGAGGUGGAAAAAGAGGAGAUUGUUAAAGGUGACAUUCAGACUGUGAUGCAGAGUUUAAACGAAGCCUCCUCUGAGAAAAAGAUCUACCACCAGCAAAUGAGUGUGCAAGGAGAUGUGAAGGGAGUCAUACAGUUGCUGCUGGAGCCGCCAGCACCACCCAAGUCACAACGCAAACCCAGCGUAGAGGGAGGUGUGAAAAUGUCUAUAAAGUCACUGUAUGAUGUGCAGGAGCAACCUAACACAGAAAAAGAGGAGAUGAUAAAAGGAGAUGUUCAGGGCACAAUAAAGUGCUUAUUGAAAGGAAAACAACACACAACCAUGAAAAGCAGCACUGGUGGUUCUAAGAAAGGCAACAUGCCAAUGAAAACUUCAUUAACCUCUCAGCAAGUGUCUCAUGAAUGCUCUGCUGAAACUAAGGCUGAGUGUGAGACAGUCCCUGCUGUUAAAAAUCUGUCUAAAAGUACAGAAUUGCACAGCGGCAUGCAGAAACAAACUGUUACGAAGUCGGUACAAAGCAAGUCUUUCACCAAAGAGGAUCAUUCUCUUACUGCACAAACCACGGGGGUCAAUACUUCCCAUACUUCCCCACAGACAAACAUUAAAGAACAAUCUCUGAAACAGACGAUACCAAGCUCUGAACCAGUGACCAGACAGAAUAAAAACAUGACUAAUCAGAUGACUGACAAUGUGCCUCCACAUCAGACAUCAAACAUAACUGUGAAGCACAUUCAAGGCUUAAAAACGGAUGCUUUGACUAGUGAUGUAUCAGCUGGUUUAGUAACGACUAAUGUGAACAAAAAAGAAACACAGAUUAAGACCAGCACAAAGACUAAACAAAGUGUGAAAACAGGCAAUCAGGUGACUGGAAAUACAGAGGCCUCGAGAAUGAAUGCCGAUAAAGAUGCAACACAAAUAAAUAUUGCUGCAAAACACGCACGGUAUAACCAAAAGGUUAAUCAGAUGAAUGAGGAAGUGCUAGCAUCUGGAAUGACUCAUUUGAGAAAAAAGACGUCUCACACUAAUGUUGACGCAAGAAACAGCCAGGAUCUGAAGACUAUGGGACAGGUGCAGACAUCUCUGACAGAUCACAAGACAAUUGUGCAGAAGCAUGAUAUUAAAACCCUGAAGACGCAGUUCCGCAAUCUUGACAUGAGUCAAAAGGACAAGAAUCUUAUACCAGAAAUGCAUCUGCCCCCACCACCUCCAUCCCCACCUCCGUUGUCAGAGUCUGAAUUCCCUCUUCCUCCACCACCUCCACCCGUGUCAGAACCUGAGGGUCAGCUAUUUCCAACACCACCUCCAUCUGUCUUGAAACAGGACAGUGACCUUCCUCCACCAUCACCUCCAUUGCCACCGGCUGAAUGUUUAAAGUCAGAUUUGGAUAAUUUUCCCCUUCCACCACCGCCACCUCCAACAGGUCAGGAUUAUCUACCACCUCCACCAUCACAGAAAGAGCUGGAAUCCAUGCCUGCACUGUCGCUCCACUCGCCACACACAAAGCCCAAGAAAAUGACGGUCAAGCCAGUAAAGGCUCCUGCACUAUACAAAGUCCCAAAGUUUGAGCCUCCAAAGCAACUAGAGGAGAGUCAAGAUAAGAUGCAACACAAGCAGACAGUCACACAGCCAGUCAUAUCAAAAAAACUGCAGGCAGACACACAGCAAAGUGUGACACUCUCUGAGUCUACCAGUCUACCAAGGACAGUUAGGACAGAAAUACACCAAGGGGAAACAACAAAACUUCAGGCUCAAAAAGAUUUUCUGACAGCUCCUUCAGCAAAAGUCACAUCUUCAAUCCCACUGCAAUCCAAUAAGCCUUUGCAAGAGGAGCUGCCUCCUAGUGAGAAGGUGUUCAAACCUUUCAAAGUACCACCUUCACCUGAUGAACCUGUUCCUACGAAGCCUAAACCAUAUGUGACAAAAUUCAAAACUCCAUUAAUGAUUGCAGAGGAAAAAUAUCGCAAGCAGAGAGAAGAAAAUGAAAAAAGCAAAUCAGGCAUUGCUCCAACUUUUCCACACAGUGGAGGCAAUGUUGAGACCUCUGUGAAUACUAUGCUUGAUGUGUCCAUCACCCAAACCAAGGAUCAAUCCAUGAAGAACAUUGCAUCUGCUGUAUUUGAGAAAGAAGCACAAGCAAAGGAUUUGUUACUCAAAUCACUGACUCCUUCAGUGAACGAGGAUCUUGGCUGUAGUUCAGAUAUUAAUUCAGCAUAUAAGCAGGAGCUUAUCUCUAAUGAGACUUCUCUAGUAGCCUCUACAAAACAACAUAUGACAUCCAGCUUUUCUCCACAGCAUCAGACUGUUUCAUCUGCCAAAAAACAAGUAAUUCCAGUUUCUUCUGGUCAGUCACACGCCUCGGAUAUAAAGGCUCGGCCCUCUGCCAGUAAAAUUGUAUCAGCAGCUGCUGAGGGGCAUGAGUAUGUCUUGAAAGAAAGCAGUGCAUCUAAACUGACUUCUAUGCAAGGAAUCAGCAGUCUUCAUACCCAAACUACAGCUACUAUGAAAACCAAUGAAGCUAAACUGACAGAUACUGCUGAAAAGCAGGAAAUUAAAAAGGUUCCACCUUCUGCAACCAAAAUUCCAAAAGUUACUCCAAGUUUUAAAGUGAAAACAAUUAAGAUUCCAAAAGUGGAAAAAAUAGAAAACUUUGACAGGAAAGACAAUGAGAAAAAAGAAAGGUCAGCAGAAAUAGCAAGCGCACAACACCUAAGUCAAAAAGAAGAGAAUGAUGUUCAGGUGCAACACAUGAAGGAUGUUCAAGAAAGAACCAAAGUUACAGCCAGCAGUGUGCAGAAAUUCAAAGAAACUUCUGAAAAAGUAGAGGAACAAAAUCAGGUGAAGAAGGUUGCACCUGCAAAGGAAACGGUCUUGGAAAUACAUAUGAUGCAGUCCAAGCAGAAAUCAAAAAUGGAGAAAACGGAUCCUAUCCCUAAGGAAAUUACACCAUCACUUCCUGUGAAGGGAAUUCAAGAACAGGAGAAAAUCAAGACAUACAGAUCCCUGCAGGGGACACAUGUUCCGGUUUGUGAAGAAGUGAUUGUCACUGAAAGCAAAAUUCAGCAGAAUUUCCAGCAACAGAGCACAGUUCAGCUUCAGAAGCAGUCAAAGUCUUCCACAAAACAAGAAGUAGAAGUCAAUAAUCAGCAGAUGCAGAAGACCUCAAAUGAUAAGUAUGUUCCUGUCAAAUUGACAGAUAAACCAUCACAAAAAGGGACAGCUAUGUCUUCAGCGGUAACUGAGAACACCUCAAAACAGUGGGAGGAAGUUCAGCAGUUGCUUUUUGACAUUAAAGAAUUACAAAGUCCAUCAGGAAAAAUAAACCCAAAGACAGUAAAGACACUGCUCAGCAAAACCCCUGUGUGGCUAAUAAACCCAGAGGCAAAGAGAGGUUUAGAGAACAGGGCAGAUAAUAAUAUCGAGAAGCUUAAAGAGAUUGUACUCUAUAUUCAAAGUGUUGCACAAGCAAAACUUCCACAUUUAGCAGGACAUGUCACUAUAGAAAAGCAUGAAAGUGAACUUGUAUCUGAGAAAAACAUUAGUGGUGGAGCAACUCCUAAAAUAUCUAAAAUUAGCAUUGACUCAACAAAAGUUGAGAUUCAGAAAAAGGUGCUGGAGGAGAAAAAAGUCUCUCAUGAAAGAAAACAGCAGGAGCCAAAUGAAACAAGAAGAGCUGAUGCCAGAGUGGCCUCACCAUUGAUUAGAAUGCGUUCUCCUUCACCAACCUAUAUUACCAUAGAAUCAACUCGGAGAACUGACUCCCCACAGAGAGUGCCUUCUUCAUCCUCACCAAUACAUAGAUCAGCAACUCCCCCGAAUCCUCCUCCCCGAAUGGCAGACCCACCUAUAUCUCGGAUAAGCAGGGCCACACCUUCUCCAACUUUCAACCGCUCGGAGAAAUUGGCCAAACUGAAGGACACCACAGCAAAGCUUUCUCAGGGGGGACCUCCUCCUCCUCCACCACAACCUGUGCAGAUAACAGAGAAGAAAUCAGAAAUAGUGGAGUCGCCAUCCUCUUUCCAUCGCCAGAUCAAAAUUGAAACGCACUUUGUGGAGACCUCAGAAACACUACUGGAGGCUUUGUCAGUGAAAGAUAAGAAAGAGCUCUUUGAAGAAGCUCAAAAAGCAGAUGUAAACAGAACCUAUGUGCGCAAGGAUCCGAUAGAUAUCCCAGAGCGAUUAGGCCCAGAUACAGAGGAGAUAGAGGUCCCAGAAAAAGAGAAAGAGGAACUCCCAAGAGUAAACCUCUCGGGACUUGUUCACAAAUUUGAAUCACCAGAGCAAAAAGUUUACACGAGAAAGGAGCCAAUUGUAAUUUCAGAGAGAUUAGGAAGUGACACUGAAGAGCUUGAUACUGAAAAAGAUAAAAAAAUAACCCAAGUUGAGCCAGUGCCAGCUUUCAACAUUAAGGCCAUUAAAACUGUAUUUGAAACUGGUGAGCAAAGCUCCCAAGUCAAAGAACGCAAACAUAAACACGAGAAGCUGGCAUCAGAGUUGCAUGAAAUCAUGGCAGAUGGUUCAAAGCAAGAAGACCCUUGGAGGCAAGAGAAGGUCUUGUGGCAGAGUUCUCCUCCACUCAUCAAGAGAGAAAUACUCCAGUCAGAGUUGACAGAACCAAUGGGGUUCUCAGGAAGUGAGUCAGUAGGUGAUAAAUGUUCAGAUGCCAACAAAUUUGGCACUAAGGCAAAUGUGUCUAGGAGUGCAACAGCUAUGUCACCACAUUCAGGGAAAAUCAGCACCAGGCGUGCCCCUCCCACGUAUGCAGAUGUUGUGAAAGGCAACGUCCCUGUGCUGGAUGUCACUUCUGAGGAAUCCCCUGAGGAACUGCUUAAGAACUUCCAUAAAACAUGGACUGAAUCUGAAAGUGUCUUCAAGAGCCUUGGCUAUAGCGUUUCAGAGCAGAAGACCUCCCAGAUUGUAUCACAUAAGGAGGAGACACUUGUGACUGAAAAUUCGAGUUCCAGAGUCGGAGCUGUGUGCAGUGUGCCGGAAGAGGGUGUAUCCAAUGGAGUCUUUGCUCGCAGACAAACAAAACUUCCAUAAAUCCUGUUUCCGCUGUAUGCAUUGCAACAGUAAAUUAAGCCUUGGCAACUAUGCCUCUCUCCAUGGACGUAUGUACUGCAAGCCACAUUACAAACAACUAUUCAAGUCCAAAGGAAAU